Messenger RNA from Physella acuta, 1836 nucleotides. Its product is annotated as angiopoietin-4-like. Gene Ontology annotation, molecular function: protein-macromolecule adaptor activity; extracellular matrix structural constituent. Lineage: Eukaryota; Metazoa; Mollusca; Gastropoda; Physidae. The record is from RefSeq and is a predicted model, not a curated record. Gene Ontology annotation, biological process: blood coagulation; platelet aggregation; blood coagulation, common pathway. Gene Ontology annotation, cellular component: fibrinogen complex.
AAGCAGCGGGUUAGAGAAGUCUCCAGUUCGUGUGAUACAGAACUACACAGCUCUACAAUGUCUGCUGUUUUAGUGACGGCUCUGUUGUUUGUAAAUAUCAUGUUCAUCUGUGGACUUGACAUUUCAUUGGAAAGAGAAUAUUAUAUGGAGGGUAAAGAUUUAUUUUGUGCCAAGUUACAUUGUGUGGAGAACACAAGAGAAGAUAAUGAAAUCUCAGCUCUUGUCAACAUAUCAGUCUAUAGGAUCAGUGAAUUAGAGGGGAAGAUUGUGUUGGCGUCUGUAUCAGAAUCAGAUUCAAGAGUUCGAGAUUAUAAAGUAAAUGGAUCAAAAGUUGAUGGAAAGUUUUCAAAGGUGCUUGGAGACUUGACUGUGUCAUUUACAAAAACUUCUGAUUGUUUUAGUACUGUGUUUGGAUGUGAUGUGUAUUACACAAAUAAAAGGGGUCUCGUUGAGAAGAAAGAGAACAAAACAAAACCUGUUGACCAAGACAAUCGUAAGCCGCUGAUGUUGAUGACCUUAGAGGCUAAAACUCCAGAGUUUGAUAAAACAAUUGAUAGAAUGUCAGAGUUUCUAAAAACUUUUAAAUAUUCUGAAUUGUUAAACAGUGCUGACUUGAAGAUAAAUUUACAGUUUUCAACAGACGACAGAUAUUCUAACCAAACUGUAAGUCAAAUAAAUCAUAGAAGAGAGUUACCGGUGGAAGAAAGAGCUGACAACUUAGUUAAUCUUACAAAUGCGAUGGAAAGUAGAUUGAAUAGCUUGUUAGUUGCUCAAGAAUCUAAAACUCAGAGACUCGAACACAAAAUUAACAACAUAACAAAUGAAUACAAGGACGUUAAGAACAAAUUGGACAUACAAAAUAAAACUAAUCAAGAGCUUGCGAAGUUUAAAAAUUACUUAAAUGAAAACUUAUUAAAAACAUCUAAACAGAUGGAAGCAAACAAUAAAACACUUAAAAUAUACAAUAGAUCAAUAAAAGACGUACAGAGUCAUUACAUGGCUUUAAACAAACAACUGGAGAAACUGAACUACAGUGUGAUUAAUGUAUCUUUAAGUUUGUCUCAAAAUUCAAAUGAAAAGGAACAUCUGACUAAAAACAUGCAAGAUUUGAAAAUAGAUUUAUUAAACGUGACUAAGCAAAUCAUUGAAAAUAGCACUUCGAUUUUGGAACAACGUCAAAAUGUGCGCAUUCAGCAACUGGAAGAAAGCAACAAAUUACUGUCAGAAACACUUAAAGAUUUAAACGCCAACACGGAGAAGACUAACACAUCCAUACAAAAUCUGAUUAAGAAAUCAGCUCAAAUAUAUGUCGUAUUCAGUAGAUUGAAUGGAUUUUUUGGACUUGAAAACUUAAAAUGUGCCCACAUGAACGAUCGUGUUUUAGCGGAUAUGAUAGAGGCUGAAGUAGAUGUCAGCAGAACAUUGUGUGAUAACAAAACUGACGGUGGUGGAUGGAUUAUUAUACAGAGACGUAUCAAAGGUGAUGUGAAAUUUACAAGAACUUGGAACGAUUAUAAAAAUGGAUUUGGUUCAACAUCCGGAGACUUUUGGAUCGGAAAUGAUGUAAUUUCAAAAUUGACAGAUUUGGGUUAUAAUGAACUCAGAUUCGACAUGAAGUAUAAAGGUAAAGACUACUACGCUGUGUACAGAGGUUUUAAGGUAGAAAAUGAAGCAGCAAAGUAUAAGAUGAGCUACACGUCAUUCAGUGGUGGGAAUGUUGUAGUCAGCUUUAGUUAUCACAAGGGCAUGACGUUUACAACCAUUGACUCUGAUAACGAUGUGUGGCCAGGUGGCAACUGUGCUGUAGACAGGAGUAGCGGUGACCAGAUGAUCUAG